CGACUUCAAAGUGCACAUGCAACCUAACCAGUGGUUGAGAAACUGUGACUCUGACCUGAUAUCGUCGAUAUGGCCAACUAAAAUACAAUACGACAAAAUUCUAACCCCUGGAUAUGGCAGGUCUCUCUGGUCUUAAGAUCCUGCUGCUCUGGACUGGGAUCCUCAUUAUGGCCAAGUGUCAAGUGACAUCUCCAAAUAAAACAGACAGCACUCAAGCCCCUCAACCUCUGAAGUGUUCCUACACGGUCAAACCCAUCCAGUUUGGCUUCCAGAUAGACAUGACGAAGAACUUUACGACUGGCAACUACACCAUCAACAUUAAUGAAAAGGGCCGACCAGAUACCAGACACAAGUAUUCUAUUCAGUUCUCCGAGAGUAACUCAGCUCAUGCAAUCAAACACCUGAAGCCCUGCACUGACUAUGAGCAUAAUGUGGCAUUUAUUGAUGGUGCUGGCAAAGAAACACCCCGUUACUGCACCAAUCAAAUAAAUACAACCAGGACAUUAGGAAUGAAUCAAGGUGACAUUAAAGGUAAAAAAUGCAUGCCUGGAUAUGUUUGUUACAAUAGUGAAUGGGACAUCAGCUCUUCACUAUCAACACCAAAUAAUAUUUCAGCUGUGACGUGCAAAAGGGACGAAAAGGAGAUCUGUUUUAAACCUCGUUACAAUGACAUUUGCACCGAUUUGACUACAACGUUCACUUCAGGAAACUGUGCUAAAAACAUUAACCUCCACACAAGCAUCACUGCUGAUUUCUUAAAUCCAAGUGAAAUAAGUAAAACAAUCCCAACUAAACUUCCUGCAGAAAUAAAAACAAAUUUGCCACCAAACUGCAAACAUCUCAACAUCACUUACACCUGUCUGGAAGAUGGAAAACCCAAUGAAUUGAAUCUUACCGACCUGGAGCCCUACACAAACUACAACUGUACCGGUCAGAUCAUGCACAACAAUGUCAUCAUAAACAAAACAACUGCUAUCCAGUUCAGGAUUGACUGUGAUCUUACUAUAAGCAUCUUAGAGCUAAGUGUCACCAACAAUUCCAUUCAUCUGAGCUGGAACACACACAGUGAGAAAUGUGGAGAUGUCCUUUCUAAUCUUCCGAAGCUUUCUUAUGAGUGCAGCUGUCAGCCUAGAUCUGAGGAAUACAGAAUGAAUCAAACAAUUAAUGCAGGAAAUACAGGAGGCUCAUGUACAAUUAGUAGACUGGAACCAUACACCAAGUAUGAGUGUGCAGUCCAGCCCAAAUACAAUAAAAGUAACGUUGCAGGAGUUAAUAAAAAAACGACUAGGACAAAGAUUGGAGUGCCAGGAAGAAUCCAGGAUCUGAUGUUGGAUCUUACACAGCAUAACGUGAUUAAGGCAACCUGUAAAGCUCCACAUACAUUGAAUGGACCUGUUGAGUCAAUACGUUAUAUCGCACGUCUUUAUAUUGGUGGUGUCCUGAAGUACACUCUGAAUGAAACCAAAUGCAAGUUUGAAUUCAAAGAUUUAAGCUACUCAACCAAUUACAGUGUGGAGGUGACUGCUUCUUAUGGAGGUGACGAGAGCGAUAUCAUCGAAGGAUCUACAUCUAUUUCCUUUGACAAUGCUCUCAUUGUUCGCUUGGUCUUCUUCAUCUUGACAUCUCUGGCCUUCGCCUUAGUGCUCUAUAAGAUCUACACUCUGAGGCUCAGAAAGUCCAGGAAUGAUGAAAAUGUGGAUGAAAAUGAAGCGAUUGAACUUACGGAAAUUUAUGAGAAUGUGUCUGGACCUGAAUGCCGCUAUAGAGACACAACCUGAUCAAGAAAGACCUGAUGGAGCUGCCAACCAAAACAUCUCUAACCCGUAUGACGUAGCUGUAUAUAGCCAACAGAAAUAUUUGUAAUCUGCUUUCACCUGCAAUGGUCUGUUAAAGAGAAGACGGGAGGGAUUAAUUAUGCCUUGGUGUCUUCAAGUGUUUAAGUAGUUAUUUUUGGUUGUUAUGUUUUAAUGUGAGCACUGUAACAAGUGGAACAUUUUAUUUUUGUAUUCAAAUGUUUAUCUCAUAAGAUUAUAACCUGCUUUAUUGUUCUGUUAAUAUGAUGUGACAUUGUCCUUUUAUAUUUACACCCUUGCCAAACGACACCACCUAAAGAGGGGGAAAUGAAUAGCAACAGUUGUUAAGUUCUGCAGACGCAGUCAGGAAGAUGUCAGCUCAAGCUGAUGUGUACAGAUGAGGCAUUGUUGGUGUUUUUAGUCUUUUGUUACAGAUAUAGUUUUUCACAUGUAUGUAUUUGAUGUAUUGUCUUUCCUUGUCUUUGUAUGAGCAAUAACCACUCAUAAUAAUACAAAAAAAAAGCCCAAAAAAUAAAUUAGCAGUGCGCUUGUAUGCAACAUCA
This is a messenger RNA of Eleginops maclovinus (Patagonian blennie), 2356 nucleotides long. RefSeq names its product receptor-type tyrosine-protein phosphatase C-like. Gene Ontology annotation, molecular function: protein binding. The transcript is spliced from 15 exons. The record is from RefSeq and is a predicted model, not a curated record. Bases 114 to 1778 code for a protein of 554 amino acids. Lineage: Eukaryota; Metazoa; Chordata; Actinopteri; Perciformes; Eleginopidae.